CUGAGGCGCCUAAAACCACAGCUGAGCCAACCACAACCACAACUGAGGCACCCACAACCACCACAACUGAGGCACCCACAAAGACAACUGGAGCAACAACAUCAACAAUUGGGGCAACAACAACUACAACUGGAGCAGCAACAACUACAACCCAAUCGACAACAGUUGCUCCAAUACUGUAUACCAUCUCUGCAGCUGUAAAUCAACCCUAUUCAGCUGAUCUGGCCAACAAAAGCAGCAGUGCAUACAAAAACCUUGAAUCCCGCUGUGUAUUUACGUUCACUAUAAUAUAUAGAGAGCGGUUUGGUGUCCUGUUUGACUUCUGCUUUGUAAUACAAUUCAGUAUUUCUACAGUUCAAUCUAGAGCAGAUGCAACUGCAGUGGACAUGGGACUUGUCUUCAACUCAUCUUCUACCACAGGAGAUCUCCCAUCAAAUGCUGUUGUCGCCCAAACAUUAGUAGACGCUGCAAAUAACACUACUAAUAAUUUCAGUGUGAGCAUAAACCCCUCUACAGUUACAGUUUUAUCCAGUCCAGUGUCUACACCUUUUACACCUGCAAAUGCAACUUUAACAACUGUAGCAUCUACAACAUCUACAACUCUACCAACUGCAUCUACAACAACAACAACUACAGCAGCUACAACAGUUGGCAUUUCAAUAAUACCAGUGACAUUCAAAUCUCGCUUGGACACAUUUACAAGUGACUUAAAUAAUCCAUUAUCUGCACGUUUUAUACAGCGAACUGCAACGAUAACAUCACAGCUCAAACCUCUUUUUAAAAAUGAUUUUCCAAGCUUAAUCAACAUGACUAUUGUGAAAUACAGGAAUGGAUCAAUUGACAACUUCUUUGACCUGAGCUUUAGUAGCACAUCCGUUCCUAACAACACUCAGAUUGCAAAUGUUCUGAUUAACGCAUCUUCAUUUGUCACUGGCUUUGACAUUGAUGUCAGCUCCAUCAUUGUGAAUAACAUACCUUCAGGUGGAGUAGCACACAAGAUCAGCCUCGUCACUGCGUCCUGCCUCGUGCUGUUGUCAUUGCUACUGUCAAGCCACCAAUAGUCUGUGCUGAACUAAGGUGAAUCAUAAAUAUCAAAUAAAAUUAAAAUUAAAAUCACUGAAUCAAUAGAAUAUUGGCAAAACUAACAAAAUAUUUAUUAUACCCUGGGAUUUCUUGAACUCUAUUAUAUACUCUACUAUUGCACUGUUUCUUGCUUUUCUGAGCACUGUUUUCUAGCUAAAUUUAACCUGAUGAAGCUUUAGUCUUGUUUGCCUGAUGAAUAAACUGGACAGACUGGAGACUAAACAUUAAAUGAAAUAAAUGGACUUGAACAUAAUGCACAGUAUAAAUGUACAAUUACUGCUCCUAUUUAUUUUAAAUGUAUUUAUUAAAUGUAUUGAUUAUUUAAUCAUAAAUAAUUAUAUCCUGUUCUUUUUUCUCUGACAAAAUAAUUUUCAUAAUAAAGAAAAUAAUGAAAUAUA
This is a messenger RNA of Betta splendens (Siamese fighting fish), 1481 nucleotides long. RefSeq lists its product as uncharacterized. Lineage: Eukaryota; Metazoa; Chordata; Actinopteri; Anabantiformes; Osphronemidae. The coding region runs from base 387 to 1061 and encodes 224 amino acids. The transcript is spliced from 7 exons. The record is from RefSeq and is a predicted model, not a curated record.